GUGACAAAGCAAAGUUUGAGGCUUAUAUAAAAUAUGAAACAGUGACUUUAUAGGUUUAUAAAGCUCUCUUUAUCUUGAGAAAUCCAAUAUACGGGGAAUCAUGUGGUCUCUUUCAUUGACCCACAGCAAUAUUGAUCCACUCACUAGUAGUUAGUUUCUCAUGGUUCACUAAAUAUGCAUUUAGACUCGAUCUACGACCGUGUUACAGGAUGCUCUCAGUCUCAGGUUUAAGUGUGUUUCUGACCUGCUUCAGGAAAGGGGCGUGUCCUCAGGUGUCUGAUUGACAGCUCUCGUCUCAUCUGGCUCCGCCUCUGCUUCAGUCUGGUUUUGAAGGCUGUUGUGUUUUCUCAGAGCGUGUUGUGAAGGCGAGCGCAUGGCUCUGCUGUCGUGUUAUGACGGGACAGACUCUUGUUUCCAGCAGGCUGUCAGGAUGUUCCAGAGGAAGAAGAAGAAGAAGAGGAGGCUGGAGAUCUCCACUCCCAGGAACUUCGAGCACAGGGUGCACACGUCCUUCGACCCGGUGCAGGGCUGCUUCGUGGGUCUGCCGCCUCAAUGGCAAAGCCUCAUAGACACGCUCCGGAGACCCAAACCUGUGGUGGACCCCUCCAGCGUCACGCAGGUGCAGCUCAAACCGCAGAAGAGGAUCGUUCGCGGCAGUUUCAUCGGACAUGAGGACUACAUUUCUGCGGCGAUCGCUCAGAUGAAUCGACUCUCUGUUACAAGCUCGAACUCGUUGAGGAGAACCAGCCCGUCUUUAAGGAAAAGAGCCCAGUCUCUGGGCCGUCUGGGUGAGGUAGCCGAAGGAGAGACUUAUGAAUAUCAGGAGCUCAAUGAGGCCAGUCGGAGGAACGGGCAGCCGGUGUCAGACUGGUGCUCGAGAUCCCGACAGAUCCAGAGCGAGAGCGGAAGCCCACGGCCCGAAUCCAAGAACAGCUACACCAUAAACUCCACUGAGUCUCGACCCAGAGCCAAGUCCAUGUUCAUGGGACAGCCGGUGCUGAUGCCCCGGGACAUUCUACUCGCGCCUAGAACUGCUCGUGAAGAGCCUGGUAUUGAUAAAAGAGAUGUAAAACCCAACCAGAGGCCCGUAUCGUGUCUCGACAGCACCUACAGCAAAAACGAUGGAGUGAGACUGAACUCAGAUCAGCCCGAGAUAGAAACACCGAGGAGGCCCCAGUCCACAUACAACUUCAAGAGUUUCCCAGCCAUUUCCAAACCCAACGGCACUAGCAGUCCUAAACCAGGCCAUGGAAUAAUCAGCCAUCGAAACCCACGGCGUUCCUCCAGCGACCUGAUUUCUCCCGUCCAAACCCCUGAGACUCCAGCCUCGGUCGCUCUGACGCAGGACAGCCCGUCUCAGCCCAGACCCGCUCCGACCGGCUCGCCCGCGGUUCCCAGCGGAACCUCGUCUCCCAGCCUCAGAGUGGCCCAGAUGCCCGGCGGCGGCCCGGAGACACCCGGAGUCACCCACCAGCAGUUCAGAGCCGCGCUGCAGAUGGUGGUGGGCACCGGCGACCCUCGCUCGUAUCUGGAGAACUUCGUGAAGAUCGGCGAGGGCUCCACGGGCGUGGUGUGCAUCGCCCGAGAGAAGCUCAGCGGGCGGCAGGUCGCCGUCAAGAUGAUGGACCUCAGGAAGCAGCAGAGGAGAGAACUGCUCUUCAAUGAAGUGGUUAUCAUGCGAGAUUACAGGCAUAAAAACGUGGUGGAGAUGUUCAAGAGUGCUUUGGUGGGUGAAGAGCUCUGGGUCAUCAUGGAGUACCUGCAGGGCGGCGCUCUGACCAACAUCGUCUCAGAAACCAGGCUAACGGAGGAGCAGAUUGCUACAGUGUGUGAAGCUGUUCUCCAGGCUCUCUGUUAUCUUCACGCUCAGGGAGUCAUUCACAGAGACAUCAAGAGCGACUCUAUCUUACUCACGCUGGACGGCCGGGUCAAACUGUCCGACUUUGGAUUCUGCGCUCAGAUCAGCAAAGACAUCCCGAAGAGAAAGUCGUUAGUCGGGACUCCGUAUUGGAUGGCGCCGGAGGUGGUUUCAAAGACGCCCUACGGCACGGAGGUGGACAUGUGGUCUCUGGGGAUCAUGGUGGUGGAGAUGAUCGAUGGAGAACCUCCGUAUUUCAGCGAGACGCCGAUAGCAGCGAUGAAGAGACUGCGAGACGAGCCGGCGCCAACCGCCAGAAACAUCAGCAGGAUCUCUCCCGUCCUGAGGGACUUUCUGGACUCGAUGUUGACGUGUGAUCCGCUGGAGCGAGCGAGCGCCGGAGAUCUGCUCCAGCAUCCCUUCAUGCUGCAGGCCGCUUCUCCUCGCUGUCUGGUGCCGCUGGUGGAGCAGUACCGCAAACGCAUGUCGCGAUGCUGACCUUUAGCACUUUAGAGACUGUGAACCUUCCUGAUCUACUGGAAAAACCCUGACGUUCCUCUGGAGAACCUCAUAGAGGAGGACAGGAGCGAUUCCCCCCAAAACCAUCAUUCUGUCAGCAUUUAUUCCUCUUAUUCUAAUGCAUUUGCACAGAACCUUUGACAUUAUGUGUCGUGUGUAAUAGAGACUGUGCUGAUGGGUUUAUUAAAUACAUCUGAUGAUCGUUCACAAUGUAUGGAAGCCUGUUUCUGCUCCAGGACAAGGAAUUAAAAGGUAAUUGUGACCUUAUUUCUUGCAAUUCUGAGGGGGAAAAAACGUUAACUUACAAUUGCGAGACAAAAAAAUUUUUAAUUCUAAGAAAAGUAAAAAUUGUGAGAUAUUAACUCAGAAUUGUGAGAAAAAAAAAAUAAUUGUGAGAUAUAAACUCAGAAGUGGUGGUGAAAAGGUCAGAAUCAGAAAUGUGAGAUACAAACAGAAUUGCAAGAUAAAAAGUCAGAAUUGUGAG
This is a messenger RNA of Sinocyclocheilus rhinocerous, 2861 nucleotides long. RefSeq names its product p21 protein (Cdc42/Rac)-activated kinase 6b (gene pak6b). Gene Ontology annotation, molecular function: protein serine/threonine kinase activity; ATP binding. The transcript has 8 exons. Bases 374 to 2356 code for a protein of 660 amino acids. NCBI's taxonomy places the organism in Eukaryota, Metazoa, Chordata, Actinopteri, Cypriniformes, Cyprinidae. The record is from RefSeq and is a predicted model, not a curated record. Gene Ontology annotation, biological process: protein phosphorylation.